CUUUGAUCUACCAAACCCACAGCACACAAACAAGCCUGCAACCGAGCAUGAUUGAACCCUGAUGAUACAUUGAUUGAAGACCUUGCUGCUUCCUGCUCUUUAUUGCGUCAGCUUACAAAAUGGAACACCAAAGUCGAGCAGUUCCAAGAAAGAUCUCCACAGCUUUCAUCCAUCGUUGAAGCAAGCCACAAACGGCAAGUCAACUACCGUAAAUCUCCAACAACCAACCAUGCCCGAAGGACGUCGACCCUCUUUGGGGGAAACCUAUUCGGAAGUGGCCGACUUGGUCCACGCCCAGCAAGAAGAAAUUGCUCAUGUUAUGGACGAUACCAAUGCCACGUGUUCCACCACAGACACCACCACUGCCAGCAAAUGGGCCGAAUUCAGGCAUCAAGGCAGACUCUUUCUCGAACUGGCACUCCCCACGUGCCUCCUGAGCGUGGGAACCAACAUUAGUCCCUUCCUCACAGCAUCGGUGGUCGGUCUCAAAUUCGGUAAAACCUAUCUCAGUGCCUUUACAUUGGCCAACUUGACUGGAAAUCUGUGCACGUACUCGUUACUCUGGGGACUCUUCUCGGCCGCCGACACGUUGUCACCACAAGCCUUUGGCAAAAAGGAUUAUCCUGAAGUGGGAUACCUCGCCAUGCGAGGUGUCGUCUUGGCGGCUGCCAUUGUGGUUCCCUCCAAUACACUCCUCUUCUUCUACCUGGAAACGGUAUUACUGGCAUUGGGACAAAAUCCCGAAGCUGCAGCACAUGCGGCGGCAUGGUAUAAGAUCUUUAUCGUGUCCUUGCCCUUUGUCGUGUUCUUUACCGCCGCGUGGAAAUUCUUGUCGGCACAGCACGUCAUGGUACCGCUCAUGUGCGUAUCGCUGUUUUCCUGCGGCAUUGUCUUGCCGGUGGCAUUGCAAGUCAUGACACGAUACUUUGGCUUUCUUGGAUCCGCCAUGGCCUACGUCACCUUUCAAGCGUCACAGUCCAUUUUACUGAUUAUCUAUCUCUAUUGGAAACGACCCUAUGUGGCGGAAACGUGGCCAGAUGUCUUUGAUAAAGAUGCGUGGAAAAAGGCAUUGCAGUGGAAACCGCUCAUGGAAUACAUGAACCUGGGGGCGGGUGGCAUGUUUGCCCAAUCCGAAUGGAUUUUUUGGGAAGCUCUGGGGUUGAUCAUUGGUAAACUCGGUGUCCUGGAGCUAAGUACGCAUACAAUCCCCAAUCAAAUCAUCAUGAUGGCCUGUUUGGCACCCUUUGCCUUUGGUACGGCUCUGGCCAUUCGAAUGGGAAUUACAUUGACUCUAAACAACAACAACCACAACAAGAAAAACGGCAACCACCCGCUUCCUGUCGAUGGUGUCAAAAGCACUCAAACCAUGGUCAUUGGGAUCGUGACCUUGUGCACCAUUCUGUUUGGGAUCAUGACAAUCUUCCUGUAUAUCUACCAAGAAUGGAUUUGUGGUUUCUUCACUACCGAGGCAGAAGUACUUGCCAUGGCACACAAGAUUUGGUGGAAAGUUGCUCUCUUUUCCUUCAACGUCGCCGUCUUUGCCUUGUUCUCGGGUGUGGCCACUGGGUUGGGAAUGCAGUGGUCCUUGGGAGCCGUCAACUUUUUCUUCUUGUGGGUGUUUGGUGUCCCAGUAACCUACCAUGCAACAAUUACCAUGGGAGGAGGCCUAGAAGCGGCUUGGAUGUGGAUCAACGUCCCCUACUUGUUGAUGAAUGUUAGCUUGUUUGGAAUCUUUGUGACGACGGAUUGGUACAAGAUACAAGAAAAGAUCUUGUUGGGUGAACUUGUCCAAGAUCCCGAAAUCCCAGCGAAAACCGCAUCAGCAGAAGCGCAGCAUGAUGAAAAGAAAAGUCUGCUGAGUGCCAAUAAUGGCAGCAACCACGCAGAAUACAACGCCACGACAGAUGAUGAUGGUGGGGGCGUGUGACGAUACAUGCAUGCGACGAGCAAAUUAUAUCAUGUCCUGCUACCAAACCAAUCCUUUAUAUGCAUACUGCAUCAAGUAUCAAACUUGCGCAGCGACAACAUAGAUAAGAACAGCUAGCUGGACAAACGGCAAUACAAAUAAAUGAAACUAACAAGCAAACCAACAGCGCCAGAUACCGUACAUGCAAACGAACGCACAGACAACAUGGAGUUUCUGUAGUUU
Messenger RNA from Seminavis robusta, 2149 nucleotides. The record is from the annotation of a GenBank genome assembly. Lineage: Eukaryota; Bacillariophyta; Bacillariophyceae; Naviculales; Naviculaceae.